Peromyscus maniculatus bairdii (prairie deer mouse) is the source of this 1387-nucleotide messenger RNA. RefSeq names its product methyl-CpG binding domain protein 2 (gene Mbd2). Gene Ontology annotation, cellular component: nucleus. Gene Ontology annotation, molecular function: methyl-CpG binding. Gene Ontology annotation, biological process: negative regulation of transcription by RNA polymerase II; DNA methylation-dependent constitutive heterochromatin formation. Lineage: Eukaryota; Metazoa; Chordata; Mammalia; Rodentia; Cricetidae. The record is from RefSeq and is a predicted model, not a curated record.
UGCGGCGUCGGCAGCGGUGGCGGCGUCGCCCCCCGGCGGGAGCCUGUCCCUUUCCCGUCGGGGAGCGCCGGGCCGGGGCCCAGGGGACCCCGGGCCACGGAAAGCGGGAAGAGGAUGGACUGCCCGGCCCUCCCCCCCGGAUGGAAGAAGGAGGAAGUGAUCCGAAAAUCAGGGCUCAGUGCUGGCAAGAGCGAUGUCUACUACUUCAGUCCAAGUGGUAAGAAGUUCAGAAGUAAACCUCAGCUGGCAAGGUACCUGGGAAAUGCCGUUGACCUCAGCAGUUUUGACUUCAGAACUGGCAAGAUGAUGCCUAGUAAAUUACAGAAGAACAAACAGAGACUGCGAAAUGAUCCUCUCAAUCAGAACAAGGGUAAACCAGACUUAAACACGACAUUGCCAAUUAGACAAACUGCAUCAAUUUUCAAGCAACCAGUCACGAAAGUCACAAACCACCCCAACAAUAAAGUGAAGUCAGACCCACAACGGAUGAACGAACAACCACGUCAGCUUUUCUGGGAGAAGAGGCUGCAAGGACUUAGUGCAUCGGAUGUAACGGAACAAAUUAUAAAAACCAUGGAGCUACCCAAAGGCCUUCAAGGAGUCGGCCCGGGUAGUAACGAUGAGACCCUUCUGUCUGCCGUGGCCAGUGCUCUGCACACAAGCUCUGCACCAAUCACAGGGCAAGUCUCUGCGGCCGUGGAAAAGAACCCUGCUGUCUGGCUUAACACAUCUCAACCCCUCUGCAAAGCUUUCAUUGUCACAGAUGAAGACAUUAGGAAACAGGAAGAGCGAGUUCAACAAGUACGUAAGAAAUUGGAAGAAGCACUGAUGGCGGACAUCCUGUCCCGGGCUGCUGACACGGAGGAGAUAGACAUUGAUAUGGACAGUGGAGAUGACGCUUAAGAAUAUGAUCAGGUAACUUUCGACUGACCUUCCCCAAGAGCAAAUUGCUAGAAACGGAAUUAAAACAUUUCCACCGGGUUUCGCCUGUAAGACAAAAGUGUACCUGAGCACAUAGAGCUUUUUACUAGCACUAACCAAUGCCUUUCUAGAUGUAUUUUUGAUGUAUAUAUCUAUUAUUCCAAAUGAUGUUUAUUUUGAGUCCUAGGACUUAAAAUUAGUCUUUUAUAAUAUCAAGCAGGACCCUUAAAAUGAAGUGGAGCUUCUGAUGCCAGGUGCAAUCUACUGGAAAUGUAGCACUUACGUGAGAUAUUUGUUUCCCCCACAGUUUUAAUAUAAACAGAUCAAGAGUACCAAAUACAUUUCCCCACUAAAGAUUAUUAUGACUUCACUGUAUAUAAACAGAUUUUUAUACUUUAUUGAAAGAAGAUACCUGUACAUUCUUUCAUCGUCACUGUAAAGACAAAUAAAUGAUUAUAUUCACAGA